AUGACAGAAUGGGGGGAGAAAUCUACAACAGACCUUAUGAGCAAGUAUGUGGCCAAAGAGUCAGGCUAUGGCGUACCUAAGGAGGGAUGGAGAAUUUGUUUGGCCCACGAGUUCAAGGAAAAGAGGACACCUUUUCAAGCAAAAGAUGUAUCACUUUCUCACAUCUUUGAGCAUGUUGGCCUUGGAAUCAGGUAUCUGAAAUGGUGGUACAAAAAGACCCAGGUGGAAAAGAAGGCUCCUUUUAUCGAUAUGUUUGGAGCUCAGCCAUUACGACAGAUUUAUGGUGUUCCACUUGGUGGUAUCGGAGGGGGGACCAUCACUCGGGGCUGGAAAGGGGAUUUUUGCAGGUGGCAGCUCAAUCCUGGCAUGUACACCUACAAAACGGUUACAGUCAACCAGUUCACAGUGUGUUUGCGGCGCAAUGGACAAACCCUGUACCAGCAGGUGUUGUCUGUGGAGCGGCCACCCACUUUACAAGGCUGGAACUGGGGAUAUUGUGGAGAGUAUGCCUUCUACCACGCCCUGUAUCCGCGGGCCUGGAGUGUCUACCACCUGCCAGGUCAAAACGUCACACUCACUUGCCGCCAGGUGUCCCCGGUCCUCCCACACGACUAUAAGGACUCCAGUUUGCCAGUUGCCAUAUUUGUGUGGGACAUUGAGAACAAGAAUGAUUAUGAUCUGGACAUUUCCAUAAUGUUUACUGUGGCUAACGGGUCAGGCCAUAAAAGCGACAAGUGUGGGGGGCACUGGAAUGAGCCCUUUCACUUGGAGAAGGACGGUGAGGCGGUGUCUGGGGUUCUGCUGCAUCACUGUCCCGCAGUCAACCCCUACACACUCAGUGUAGCAGCCAGAGAACAAGCACAUCGAGAGGUGAGCUACCAAACUGCAUUCAGCCCCAAGGGGACAUGUAUCAGCCUGUGGACUGACCUCAUCACUGAUGGAAGACUCAACUCUCCCACAGGUUCUAGUCCCCCCACUUCUAAAGGGGAAAAAUUGGCAGCAGCACUGGCUGUGGGCUGCUCUGUGCCUGCUCAGGGACACAAGUCCCUGGAGUUCUGUUUGGCCUGGGACAUGCCCAAAAUCAUGUUUGGCUCCAGAGAGAGGCAACACGCCAGGAGAUACACUCGUUAUUUUGGGAUAGAAGGAGAUGCAUGUCCCUCACUCAGUCACUAUGCGCUAACACACUACAAACAGUGGGAGAAGAGUAUUGAGGAGUGGCAGAAUCCUGUUCUUCAAGACUGUUCUCUUCCCUCCUGGUACAAGUCGGCUUUAUUUAACGAGUUGUACUUUGUCACGGACGGAGGGACGGUGUGGACUGAGCUCCCAGAGGACGCUGAUGUCAGUGGGGGCCUCCGCUCUGAGGAUGGUGGCCUUCCCGCACAACCUGAUGUCAUGAAGGAAUACGGACGGUUUGCAUAUUUAGAAGGUCAAGAAUACCGAAUGUACAACACUUACGACGUGCACUUCUAUGCUUCUUUUGCACUGAUCAUGCUUUGGCCCAAACUCGCCAUGAGUCUUCAAUAUGACAUCGCCGGGAGUGUGGUGCAAGAAGAUCUGACCGAGCGGCUCCACUUGAUGAGUGGACGUUACUCUCUUGUCAAAGCAAAGAAUGUGGUUCCUCACGACAUCGGAGACCCAGAUGACGAGCCAUGGCAAAGGGUGAACGCCUACCUCAUCCACGACACUGCGGAUUGGAAAGACUUGAAUCUGAAGUUUGUUCUGCAAGUUUACAGAGACUUCCACCUCACUCAGGACCGGCAAUAUUUACAAGACAUGUGGCCCAUCUGCAAAGCGGUAAUGGAAUCAGAGCAGAAGUUUGACCUCGACGGAGAUGGGCUGAUUGAAAACUCUGGAUAUGCUGACCAGACGUAUGACGGGUGGACGGUGACUGGACCAAGUGCAUAUUGUGGGGGCCUCUGGCUGGCGUCAUUGUGUGUUAUGUGCAAGAUGGCAACACUUUUGGACAACGACGAAUCGUAUAAAUACUUCAAAGACCUGCUGGACAGGGGAAGCGCUGCUUAUGAAAAACGCCUGUGGAAUGGCAAGUACUACAACUAUGACGGCAGUGGGCGGAGCCAUUCCAACAGUGUCAUGUCAGACCAAUGUGCAGGACAAUGGUUCCUGAGGGCAUCUGGAUUAGGAGAGGGAGAAUUUAAGGCAUUUCCUGUUGACAAGAUACGCAGCGCACUAAAGGCUGUGUAUGACUUGAAUGUGAUGAGUUUUGCGGACGGUCAGAUGGGAGCCGUCAAUGGCAUGCGUCCAGAGGGAGUCCCUGACCGCUCCAGUGUCCAGUCCGAUGAAGUCUGGAUUGGAGUGGUCUACGGCCUGGCAGCUACAAUGAUCCAUGAGGGAAUGCGGAGUGAAGGCCUGCGCACAGCGGAGGGGUGCUACCGGACCGCGUGGGAGCGUCUGGGCAUGGCCUUCCAGACUCCUGAGGCCUACUGUGAGAAGGGCAUCUACCGCUCCCUGGCCUACAUGAGGCCGCUCAGCAUCUGGGCCAUGCAACUAGCACUCAGCUCGGCCCACGACAGUCCGACCGCCGCCGCUGCCGGAGAUGUCUGUGUGCAAGGACGCUUUUAA
This is a messenger RNA of Knipowitschia caucasica, 2580 nucleotides long. NCBI's taxonomy places the organism in Eukaryota, Metazoa, Chordata, Actinopteri, Gobiiformes, Gobiidae. The record is from the annotation of a GenBank genome assembly.